Molecule: messenger RNA, 606 nt
Organism: Talaromyces rugulosus
Lineage: Eukaryota; Fungi; Ascomycota; Eurotiomycetes; Eurotiales; Trichocomaceae
Exons: 1
Coding region: 1-606 (201 amino acids)
Source: RefSeq, a predicted model, not a curated record
AUGUGCUGCUGCUUCGAGUCCAACAAGGCCUUCAGAACCUCCGCCCUUGGCUUCCGCAUCAUCCUUUUCGCCAAUUUGAUGGCUACCAUGAUCUACGGCGCCGUUACGCCGUCCGAGAUGGUCAAAGUCACUGCGGAACGCGUUACGCUUGCCAUUACCGGCGUGUCCAUGGCCGCCCAGCUAUAUGCCACUCUCGCCAGGUUCUCCUGUCUCCCGUACAGUUUCUGGGCAAUCCUCGGAUUUGACGGGAUUUGCGCUGCAGGCUGGUGUGCCGCCCUCGCUGCGAUGUCUUACUGGGACCGAGCGGUUGUCUAUAAACCUCGUGCCGGCGAUCCGGCCGCUUGGUUCAAGUGGGCCAACCACCGCAACUCAGACACUGUUUUAUCGGACGACGGGUACGGACAGUGGAUUCAUAUCACGUGGUGCAAGGUGGUCGUGAAUGGGCAGGAUAGGCUGGUUGGCAACGGUGCGGCGCGACUACAACUCCACGUGCUGAUCGGCUUGUCGACCGUGUCGCUUUUGUUUACUGGGUUCACUCUCUGGUGGACGGUGCGUAGUGCGCAGUAUCUCGGCUUGAUUAGGAAGAGGAACCAGACGGUGGUCUGA